Molecule: messenger RNA, 1993 nt
Organism: Cucumis sativus (cucumber)
Lineage: Eukaryota; Viridiplantae; Streptophyta; Magnoliopsida; Cucurbitales; Cucurbitaceae
Exons: 2
Coding region: 276-1850 (524 amino acids)
Biological process (GO): regulation of DNA-templated transcription
Molecular function (GO): double-stranded DNA binding
Source: RefSeq, a predicted model, not a curated record
UUAGUUGGAAAAUCCUAAAACUUCUCCCUCUCCCUCUCCCUCUCCCUCUCGCCUACUCACGCCUCACGUCUCCCUCUCCAGUCACUCCUCCUCUCGACGCCGGCCGCCGCAACAAUUACUCACACUACGCCUCCCUCUCAGUCAUUUCUCCUCUCGACGCCGGCUGCUGCAACAUUUUAGUUUUCAAUUUGUCAGUCACAACCACGACUUCGGAUCUCACUUCUCUUUGACGCAAUUUCUUGAGGUGAACAAUUAGUGUAAAGCUUCAAGGGGCAAUGAUCAGAGGCCAUGCCGGUGUUGCGAAACCUAAUUUUUCCUUAAUGUUGUUUGAGAUGUCUACUCUUGAAUGUCACAACUUCAAAUUCACUGCCACACGAACAUUUCAAAUGCCUUAUAAUCAUGAGAAAAGGAAGGGUUUGAUUACACAGCUACAAUAUUCUCAUGGUGAUAGGAGAACAGUCUUCAAAUCUCUGCAUUCAACUAUUUCAUCAAAGUCUUACAGCUCUAAAGUGGAUAGAAAAGAAGGUAGUAUUGGUUCAUCAUUAUAUAGUCGCCCUAGUUUAGUCGAGAUGAAGAAUGUGAGGCUUGAAAACCGUUCAAAGGUUUAUGAGUUCUUGCGUGGAAUUGGUGUUGUUCCUGAUGAACUUGAUGGACUGGAGCUUCCUGUAACAGUUGAUGUUAUGAAGGAACGUGUCGAUUUUCUUCUCAAAUUGGGACUUACAAUUGAAGAUAUAAAUAACUACCCUCUUAUCCUUGGCUGCAGUGUUAAGAAAAAUAUGAUACCGGUACUUGAUUACCUUGGUAAAUUAGGCGUUAGGAAAUCUACUUUCACUGAGUUCUUAAAAAGGUAUCCGCAAGUACUCCAUUCCAGCGUUGUUGUCGACCUUGCUCCAGUUAUCAAGUAUCUUCAAGGCAUGGAUAUUAAGCCAAAUGAUAUCCCUCGUGUUCUCGAGAGAUAUCCAGAAGUAUUGGGGUUUAAGCUUGAGGGAACCAUGAGUACUUCGGUGGCGUAUUUGGUAGGCAUUGGAGUUACAAGAAGAGAAAUUGGAGGGGUUUUAACCAAAUACCCUGAGAUUUUGGGAAUGCGGGUUGCUCGAGUAAUCAAGCCUUUUGUCGAGUAUCUUGAAGGUUUGGGCAUUCCAAGGUUAGCAGUGGCUAGGUUAAUAGAGAAACGACCACACAUUCUGGGGUUUGGAUUGGAAAAAAAAGUCAAGCCCAAUAUUCAAUUGCUAUUGGAGUUCAAAGUAAGAGAAGCGUACCUUCCUUCUAUAGUAGCACAAUAUGCUGAGAUAAUAGGAAUAGACCUAGAAGCUAAUCUUCAAACUCAGAGAAAUUUGCUAAAGUCAUUAAUUGAAUUGGACAAUGAUAACUUCGGCACUAUCAUCGAAAAGAUGCCACAAGUCGUUAGCCUCAGCCGUUCAGCUGUGAUAAACCAUGUAGAUUUCCUAAAAACUUGUGGUUUUUCCUUGCUUCAAGUAAAGAACAUGGUUAUAGGAUGUCCCCAAUUGCUUGCUUUGAAUAUUGACAUAAUGAAACACAGCUUUGAGUUCUUCCAAAUGGAAAUGGGAAGGCCUUUAGAAGACUUAGCCACUUUUCCUGCAUUCUUUACUUAUGGUUUAGAAUCCACAAUAAAGCCCAGACAUAGGAAAGUUGUACAGAAGGGAAUUAGUUGUUCACUUUCAUGGCUUCUCAAUUGUGCUGAUGAAAAGUUUAUGGAAAGGAUGAGUUAUGAUACCAUAGAUAUGGAGGAGAUGGAAACUACGCCAACAUUCGAUAUGAAUUCUCUUAUACAACCUCGAAAUGAUGAAUCGGAUUCUGAGUAUGAAGAGGAUAGUGAGGAGGAGUCUUGACAGGCUAUUUUGUGUUGGUUUCCUUGGCUCUAGGGUAGUGGCUGUCAUCAUUAGAGCAUGUAACACCUUGUGAAAGGCAGUAACUUCUGUUUUGUUCAACCAUAUUAAAUUUGUGUAUAGUUUCUUGUCUCUUUUACUUUUCA